CAAUAUCGUUCUAAUUUUAGUAUAUGCCCUCCUUCGGGAGGGAUAAAUAAUUUUCAUAAACCAUUCCAUUCGUCACAAAACACUCUGUUCGUACAUACAUCUUGCAUGACUUUGUUCUUCACAUAAAAGAUCUACGUGCGUAAUACACCCACAUGAAUAAUGUAAAUAUGCACGUGUACCUUGCCGAAAUGCUUUCUUCUAUUCUUGACAGUUGCUUAAUUGUUAAAUGGAGUUUAAGAGCUUUUAUUACGCAGACGAGUUUUCCAGCAGCAUCAGUAGCUUGCAUAUUGGUUGAGAUUCAGACGACUAACUGUCAACAUUCUUUUCAUGGGAGAAAACCGAGUUUUGGCUUUUACUUCCGAUGACCAAGAAGUAGAUGCGGUGGCGUUUCUCUUGCUUUGCUCAACUUUCGGGAUUCGGGUAGCCUGGUUGGUUGCAAAUGCUGCUGAGGAGAAGUGAUUUUCAGAUAAAAUUGUCUCAACCUUCCAUCAGUUGCUCAGUCCAGUUGAGACUUCGGGGUUUGAAACAUUCAGAGCAACAAUUGAACACCACAUCAGUCACGUACAAAUCAGGCAUAGCGAAUCCAUUCGUCACUUCAAAAUUCUAGAACAAAAAUCACAACAAGUACAAGUAAACAUCCGUAUCUCGUCAAGUUGAAAUGUGAAAGUUGAUCAGGUUUAAUUACAUUUUGCAUUCUCAAAUUUUGCACUAAACAGAUCGUGGUCGUGAAUGGUCAGUGAGCAGAUUCAUGAGACAUGCAAGUGCUGAUUGACAUUGAAAAAAUAGUGUUCAGUGAAAUAGAACUUUGUACAUAAUUAAAUCUCGUUCGGAGUAGAAUAGCAAUAUUUUAACGUACUGAUUUCCAAAUUAUGUAGAACAGUAGUUUGACAGCAAAGAAGAUUUUUACUUGAACAAAGCACAAAAUAAACUAUCAAGAUGAAUUGCACUUUCACCUUCAAGGGGACAUCUUUCAAUGGGGAUAUUGACUGCGAGGACGGAAACCUUACCAGAUCCGAUGUAGGGGUGGAACCACUAUGGGGCGAAGACGGGGAGGAAAUAUAUCGUCACUCUCGACCUGUGACCUUUGUCCUCAUCGGAGCCUACAUGCUGAUCUGCGCUAUUGGGGUGGUAGGAAACAGCCUGGUGGUCGGGGUGGUACUCAAGUCUCCCCGAAUGAGAACGGUCACGAAUCUAUUCAUUCUCAACUUGGCUGUGGCUGACCUUCUUGUCAUCCUCUUCUGCCUCCCACCUACUCUCCUCUCGAACAUCCUUGUCCCUUGGGUCCUUGGCUGGUGGAUGUGCAAAACUGUCCCUUAUGUCCAGGGCGUCUCGGUCUGCGCAUCAGUCUACUCUCUCGUCGCCGUCUCUUUGGACAGAUGUUCCGCCAUUUGGUUUCCGCUGGGAGGUGGUUUUACCCGUCGCAAAGCACGUGUCAUCAUUUUCCUGAUCUGGGUUGUAUCUUGUACGCUCGCCCUUCCGUGGGCACUCUAUUUUGACCUCGAGACUCCCGACUCGACCCACCCUCAGAAUCAGUUUUGCUUGGAAAAGUGGCCAGCCGGGAUGGACGGGGACCUUUACUUCCUCAUCGGGAACAUGCUCCUCUGCUACGUCCUGCCCCUAAUUGUGAUAUCCUUCUGUUACCUUCUUAUCUGGUUGAGAGUGAUUUAUCGCAACGUCCCCACCGACUCUGUCGCCACUCUUCAGAAAAUUCAUCACAAGGCGAAGAUCGGGGUGCUCAAGAUGUUGGUCGUCGUGGUUCUCGUCUUUCUCCUGAGCUGGCUACCUCUCUACUCCAUCUUUGCACGCAUCAAGCUGGGCAGUGCUCUCUCUGCCUGGGAGGACCACUUUUUUUCCACAGCCAUUCCAAUCGCCCAGUGGUUGGGGUCGUCAAACUCGGCCCUCAACCCGAUAAUUUAUGCAGCGUUGAACGUCAAGUUCAGAAGAGCUUUUCUUUACCUGCUCCCCAAAUGCUGUAAUCCACAUCCACCCUGUCACCCGAACAUGACCAAAUCAUCACUUAUGCAGAGGAACCAAACUUCCCUGUACAACGUGACCGGGGUGUAAGAAAGUGAGGUGAGGCUACAUCGAGCACAUUCACAAAGCUCGAUGUCAGGUAAUUCCGUGGUUUUCGAGUACAAGAGCAAUUUUGCAGAUUAAUGGAAGGAUACAAAUUUACGAUUACCAUUUUGAUAUUGCAAUUUGUUUAUUUACAUUUGUACAAUUAUUUUUUGCAUUGUUUUCAAGGUUGAUACACGAUAUUUAAUAUCACAUUUUAGCACGCAUAGAUGUGUAUAGUUAUGUCUGUGCACAAUUGGUUUGUAAUUCAAUUAAUGUAAUUACUAAAAAUAUAUAAUGAGUAGAUGUUUGGAAUCCUAACUUUGGAUGGAACCAAUAGAUUACAGAUUAUACAUAUUAGUGGUAAAUGUAAGGCAAGUAGUGUAUGCAAUCGUGCAUAUGUAGGUACUAAAAGAUAAGCAAUUAAACCCCCACCUGUAUUGCAACCAACUUAAACAUAUAAAUAUAUAUAUUUAAAAUAUUUGCAUAUGUAAUAUCUGUCAUAAGUUAGAGUAGUGAUUUAUGACUCUCCGACCAAAACUGGUGCUGAAUCAAUCAUGCGUUUAUUAUGUGGAUUAAAUUAGACUUGUCGUAAAUAUCUAUAUAUAUUUAGCUAUCAUGAAAUAUCGAUGUGAUCAAUGUCUUAGAUUUAUAUCCAAAUUAACGUGUAAAAUAUUUGUGGCAAAUCGUCAAACACGAUAAAGCGAGUGAAUCGUAAAGAUUCAGGUCUACAUUAGCAUUUUAUGGUGACUCAACCUGACAUUAAUUUUUCUUAGGCUUUGAUUAAAUCAAUAUUUGCUAUGGAUUAAUUUCUUUAAAGGUGACUUUUUAGUAAUAACUAAAGAAUUAUUAUCAGAAUUCAAAUUUUCAGACAGUUUUUGUUUAAAGUUUCUUCAACAUGCUUGAUUUUCUUUGAUGUGAAUCUUUGGAUUUGUAAAUAAAAUCCGACGUAAUCACAGACCUGGAUCUUUAUCACUCACUCCCUGCCUCCGUUUGUGUAGUGUAUAUUUAAUCAGCUAUUAAAAUCUGUAUUGAUAUUAAGUAUUAUAUGAACUGUAAAAGUACCUAAUCCGAAAUGAAUGACUGAAUCGAAUUUCUUUGAUAAAAUGUUUAUAUUGCAAAAAAUAUUUUGUGACAAUUUAAAUUUACAGAGUGGCACAGGAAUGAGCUACAAACAUAGUUAUACAUCGCAUGCAAAAGUACAUAUGUAAGUAGAUGUCUCUAUUUAAGACUAUCAGUGUUUGUGAGGUUAAAUAGCAAGGAAAAAAAAACUAAUCUGUGGUUACAAUCUAGUCCUACAUUAUUAUAUGUUCCACUCUGAUAAUUUGUCGCAAAAGUGUAGUAAAUAAAACGUCCUUCAGUUUUGCCCCCUGUCGCGAUGUCCUCUUAAAUUUACGGUAAUUACUAAUUUCCACAUUCACCCAAAAAAAACUUAAUCUAAGCGUCCUUCAAACGAAUAAUCUGAACCUCUACGCAAUGUGUUUGUGAUUCAAGUACAUUUCUGCUCCCUUACAUGAGGGAAAGUAAGACAAAGACAAAAGUCAACAAUGACAAGUCUUUAUCUCGGAGAAAGUGGCUGGUCAAACGACCCAAGCAACCCUCCUGUCCCGUCUACGUUUACAUAAUUCAGAGAUAAUGUCCCCAGAGUUGAGUGUCCAUACGGAAAUUCUAUAUGAACACUUAGCUCCAUUCUAUAAUAGGCUGGAGUUGGUGAAAGCUCCAUUUCCCUCGUUAAUUGUGAAGCCUCUCGCUUUCCCUUGUGUUUCAGAGUGUACUCUCAUCUUGAACUUCGUUGUCGUCGUCCACGUUGUUUAUCUAGCGUUACAUAAACUUUUUAGAUGCUUAGUCCGUAACUCAUAUGUAUUUGUAAGGUUGUGUGUAAGUAGAAAUAAUAAAGUCUCCUUUUCUCUGUGUGGCGUAUUACGUGAGCAAAUAAACUUUUGUUUCUUUA
Molecule: messenger RNA, 4006 nt
Organism: Folsomia candida
Lineage: Eukaryota; Metazoa; Arthropoda; Collembola; Entomobryomorpha; Isotomidae
Product: neuropeptide SIFamide receptor
Exons: 4
Coding region: 937-2064 (375 amino acids)
Biological process (GO): G protein-coupled receptor signaling pathway
Cellular component (GO): membrane
Molecular function (GO): neuropeptide Y receptor activity; peptide binding
Source: RefSeq, a predicted model, not a curated record